Messenger RNA from Aureobasidium melanogenum CBS 110374, 2016 nucleotides. Its product is annotated as voltage-gated potassium channel. Gene Ontology annotation, cellular component: membrane. The coding region runs from base 1 to 2016 and encodes 671 amino acids. Gene Ontology annotation, molecular function: potassium ion leak channel activity. Gene Ontology annotation, biological process: potassium ion transmembrane transport; stabilization of membrane potential. The record is from RefSeq and is a predicted model, not a curated record. Lineage: Eukaryota; Fungi; Ascomycota; Dothideomycetes; Dothideales; Saccotheciaceae. The transcript has 4 exons.
AUGGGCGAGCAACACGAAUCUAGUGCUUUUGAAGGGUCCUCGGAUUGUACUGGUGUCUCAAAGGACCAACACACUCCUUCUGAAAGAAGACCAUCAUGGCGUGGGCGAGGCAUAGAAAGCCAGGAUCUACGGCGCAAAUCUUCAGAAAGACGAAGGUCCAUCGAAAAGACUCCAAAUCGCAAACAUUGGUGGAAAUUUACCCUAAGAUCAUGGGACGAUGACCAAGAACAGGAUUGGUGGUUCGCUGGCACUGCUAUCCCGCUGCUCGCCGCGACUAUGGGCCCUCUCGCAAAUGUCUUAUCAAUCGCAGCACUUGUCACAUCAUGGAGAAUGUGUCUGGUUGAUGGUGUAAAUCCAGAGACCUGUCCGUGGGACGGAAAGAGCGAGCUGCUCUCAGACCUGGAUGGACACCCCUUUCCAGACCCUCACUGGUGUUAUAAGCUUAACAUAUUUUCGCUCGCACUGGGAUUCGCAGGAAACAUCUUCCUGCUAUUCAACUUCACAAAUCGUAUCAGAUAUAUCAUUGCGCUUCCAUGUACCAUCAUCCUGUGGUACCUAGCGACCGGGGUGUUAAUCGGCAUCGAGGCAUCUAUGAAUGAAUAUGUACCACCUCAGCGUCCCCAACAGAGCUACACGCAAGGUUUCUGGUAUGCCGUCAUAGCUGCAAUUUUCUAUUUGAUAUGCUCUAUGCUACUCAUGGUGAACAUGCUUGGAUAUUUCCUUGGACACUAUCCACAAAGAUUCAAUCUUACCGAUUCCCAGCGCACGCUUAUCUUGCAGACUAUGCUGUUCUUCGUGUGGCUCGCCGGCGGCGCCGGUGUGUUCUCGCUAGUUGAGACCAAGUACGGACUGGGUCUGUUCAACUGGUCCUAUGUCAAUGCACUGUACUUCUGUCAGGUCACUGUGUUGACAAUCGGCUUUGGAGACUUGUACCCGUCGAGCAAUGUCGGACGAGGGCUAGUCAUGCCUUAUGCGGUCGGAGGUAUCAUCAUGCUCGGUCUGAUCGUGACCAGUCUCACAACUUUUGCGACAGAAUUGGGAGAGGACAACAUACCUCGUCUGUUGCUCCUUCGCGAGGAGAAAGAUCGAUUCAAUGCUAUGCGACGCAUACAACAGAAAACCGAGAAAUGGAAGAAAUGGUCUAGUCUAUUCAUAUCGACCGCGGCCUUCUCGAUUCUGUGGUGCAUUGGUGCGGUGAUCUUUUGGGUCGCUGAGCGCCGCGUGCAAGACAUAACCUACUUCCAAUCUCUGUACCUUUGCUGGGUUUCUCUUCUCACUGUCGGAUAUGGCGAUCUCGCUCCAAAGUCCAAUGCCGGACGUCCCUUCUUUGUGGUCUGGAGUCUUGUCGCUGUGCCAACAAUGACACUUCUAGUCUCCGAUAUGUCAGACACCAUCGUCAAUGGCUUCAACCAAGGCGCUUUCCGUCUAGCCGACUUUACCAUCUUACCAAAACAAGGAAUCUGGCGCACGCUCAUACCGCGAUUAGCACCAUGGAUACAACGAUAUAAGGAGCGCAGAGCCAUCCAGCAUCGCUUACAACGAGGAUUCGAGACUGGUGAUCCAGAUGAUGAACCUACCAUCGACAAUCUAGCCAAAGAACAAGGCAGCAAAGCCCCUAGUGAUGCCGAACUGGCCAGGAGAUUAGCCCAAGCCAUCCAGCACGUAUCCAAAGACCUGAAGGAAGACCCACCACGCUCCUACACUUACGAAGAAUGGGUACGAUUUACACAACUGAUUCGCUUCACGGCUACACGAGACAGAGAAGAGGGAGUCAGCAGAUAUGAAGCCGAUCAAGACGGUCUGAUCGAGUGGGACUGGAUUGGCGAGCAUAGUCCGCUCAUGGCGCAGCAGAGCGAAGCGGCGUUCAUUUUGGACAGACUGUGCGAGAGUAUGAAGAGAUAUGUCAGGAAGAUGCAAAUGAUCUACAAUCCUGUGGGAUAUGAAAAGCAGGACGAUUCUAUAAGGAGGCAAUCACGCGACAUUGGAGCGAUAGACGAUGAGAUUGCGGAAGCCUGA